Molecule: messenger RNA, 3175 nt
Organism: Dunckerocampus dactyliophorus (ringed pipefish)
Lineage: Eukaryota; Metazoa; Chordata; Actinopteri; Syngnathiformes; Syngnathidae
Product: WD40 repeat-containing protein SMU1-like
Exons: 12
Coding region: 134-1672 (512 amino acids)
Biological process (GO): mRNA splicing, via spliceosome
Cellular component (GO): precatalytic spliceosome
Molecular function (GO): protein binding
Source: RefSeq, a predicted model, not a curated record
GCAGUCUGAAGGUUCCGGACGACGACACGCACGAGAAACACGUGUCGUGGGCGGUCCUCGGUGGACCUGCUGCACGUGGCUUUGGCGAGGACUUGGUGAGUGUGUUGCAGCAUCUGCAGGAGACAACGACAGGAUGGCUGUGGAGAUGGAGCCCUCGGACGUCAUUCGCCUGAUCAUGCAAUACCUGAAGGAGAACAACCUCUACAGAACCUUGAGCACCUUACAGGAGGAAACCACAGUGUCGCUCAACACAGUGGACAGCAUCGACAGCUUCAUCGCAGACGUCCAAAGGGGCCACUGGGACUCGGUCUUGCUGGCAAUCGAAUCGCUCAAAUUGCCAGACAACACGCUAAUUGACCUUUAUGAGCAGGUCGUCGUAGAGCUUAUUGAAAUGAGGGAAGUGGGAGCAGCGCGUUCCCUCCUCAGGCAAACCGACCCCAUGAUCAUGCUGAAGCAGACCCAGCCUGAGAGGUACCUCCACCUGGAGCACCUUCUCACGCUCUCCUACUUUGACCCACGUGAGGCGUACCCUAAAGGCAGCAGCAAGGAGAAGCGACGCAGGGCCAUUGCCGAGGCGCUGGUGAGGGAGGUGAGCGUGGUGCCACCAUCACGCCUCAUGGGCCUCCUGGAGCAAGUCAGUUCUUUGAGACUAGAGCAGUCUUCAGAUACUCUGUCCCCUGAAAUGACCUUUGACACGCUCACAAACAAGGAUAGGUACACGGACAAAGAGGCUUGUCCAACCCAGCUGUACCGCCACAUCAAGUUUGGGCGACGGUCCCACGUGGAAUGUGCCCGUUUCUCCCCUGAUGGCAAAUACUUGAUUUCGGGCUCGGUGGACGGUUUCAUUGAAGUGUGGAACUUCUACACUGGCAACAUCAGCAAGGAUUUAAAGUACCAGGCCCAAGAUAGCUUCAUGAUGAUGGAUGAUGCUGUGUUGUGCAUGUGCUUCAGUCAAGAUUCUGAUCUACUGGCCACUGGAGCUCAAAAUGGAAAAAUAAAGGUGUGGAAGAUCCAGAGUGGCUUGUGCCUGCGCAGGUUUGAGGAUGCUCACAACAAAGGAGUGACAUGCCUGAGUUUCUCUAAGGACAGCAACCACAUCAUCAGUGCGUCUUUUGACCACACCAUCAGGAUCCAUGAGCUGCGUUCAGGACACACACAGAAGGAGUUAAAUGGCCAUCUGUCAUUUGUGAACGAUGCUUCUUUCACGCAAGAUGGCUUUCACAUCAUCAGCGCAUCUUCUGAUGGCACUGUUAAGAUUUGGAACAGCGAGACGUGUGAGUGCAUCCACACGUUCAAAUCUCUGGUGCGAACUCCCUGCGAGGUUCCUGUGAACAAUGUGACUCCUCUUCCCCAAAAUCCAGAGCAUUUUGUGGUUUGUAACCACUCCAACACGGUGGUGGUCAUGAAUAUGCAUGGUCAGACUGUCAAGACAUUCAGUGCAGACAGGAAGUUAGGAGCAAAGUUUGUGUGCAGCACCGUGUCUCCCCGAGGUGAGUGGAUUUACUGCGUGGGAGAGGACUUGGUGCUCUACUGCUUCAACUAUGUGACGGGAAAGCUGGAGAAAACUCUGACAGUACACGAGAAAGACGUCAUCGGCAUCACUCACCACCCACAGGAGAAUUUGAUUGCUACCUACAGCGAGGACGGCCUUCUGAGGCUUUGGAAGCCUUAAGACCAUCACGGGGAACCAAGAGAAAUGUACACAGGACAUUUAAAUGUACACUCUGACUACAAAAUCCAGAUAUUAGAACGUUUGGAUUCUCUUAAAGUGAAUUAAAGGUGCAUCCUUAAUGCAUCCUUUAUAAUUAUUCACUGUAGCAGAUGAGGCUUUCCAAUCCCACAAUUUCUUGCAGCAGCACCACAUUAGGAUCUCAACACAAGCAUCUAAACUACAUUGGGAGUGUAACGGUCCACACAGCUGGCGUGGGCUCUUCACAAUCACCAUGGCGACCAGUCGAGGGGCUGUGGUCUAACAUCAGAGCAAUCUGAUUGGAUGCUUAAGAAGUGCUAUGAUCUUCAGGCAAUGACACACAUCAUAGCUUUUUUUUUUUUUUUUACAUCCAAAAUGAGUGCGAUACAAUAAAUAAGAAAGAAGAAGAAACUAUUUUUUGGUAAAAAAAUAAAUAAAUAAAUAAGUGGAACAAUACGAAAAAACAAAACAUAGUCUUCAUACAAUAAAAUCACUGUUUUUCAUUGGAUUUUUUUGCUGUUAGUAUAAACAAGCAAUAUUAAAUUAUUAAUAAUUAAUAAAUAACAGGUCUUUUACAAGCCAAAUUUUUUUUCUGUAGGAUGAGAAAAGGGAAAUGAGGCAAAGGCCUUCUGUUUUUUUACAAACAGUAUCAUUUAUUAAUGUGCAUUUAGAGAUGCUCGAUAUUGGCAGUAGCUCUAAUGCCGUUUAUGAACACAUAUGUUAUAGUUCUUUUACUAUGAUGCCACUAGACGCAUUUCACAAAGAAACACAGUUUGUGCACUUGGAAAGAUGGACGUUUCUAUGUGGCACCUGAUCAAAGUAAAGUGCAAAGCAUGAAACUCUGAUGCAAUCUAAUACGCGCAUACAAUCAGUGAAAUUAUAAACUUCCAGGCCGCGGACAUACUGAGUUAGCAAGCUUGUCGCUGUGUGGAACACGACAUCAGCACUUGCAAGCCGAUGUCAUUAUGGGCAGAAUAACCGAUACCGACCGAUUUGAACCAAUAUUUAAUAUUUAUGCCAAUAUCGGCAGAUAUUAUCGGACAUCCCUAGUUGUAUUGCGUAUGAAAUGUCCAUAUUGUACUGUAUGUACUCCUGCCGUUUCAAUGGCACCACCACUUUGUCAUCUGUAUUGUAUAGAAAAUGCAUGAUGGUGAACUUUCGUGACAAAUAAUAGAAAUUGCCUCGUUUGGACAUAAAGAAAAACCUUUUUUGGCUUCUAAUGCACUUUUUUAACUGUUAAUUUUGUAUGGGUUUAUUUAGUCCUUACCGUGUCUGCAUGCUACCUCGGUGCUAAAUAUGAUUCCCAAAGGUAUUUUAGCAUUUGCAUGACAACAACAGAUUGAUCUCAGUGAAAUUCCAGUGUUGUAUGAAAAUAUACCCAACAUGACGCACAUUUCUAUUCUGUCUCACUGUUGCAACUCUUAUUUGAAAUAAGUGUGUAGCAUUGCUUGCCAGAAAUGGUUAUUAGUAAAAUUAUAGAAAAAA